This is a messenger RNA of Anguilla rostrata (American eel), 3679 nucleotides long. Its product is annotated as bcl-2-associated transcription factor 1-like. The record is from RefSeq and is a predicted model, not a curated record. Gene Ontology annotation, biological process: positive regulation of transcription by RNA polymerase II. Bases 189 to 2882 code for a protein of 897 amino acids. The transcript has 11 exons. Gene Ontology annotation, molecular function: transcription coregulator activity; DNA binding. Gene Ontology annotation, cellular component: mediator complex. NCBI's taxonomy places the organism in Eukaryota, Metazoa, Chordata, Actinopteri, Anguilliformes, Anguillidae.
CGUUUUUUUUCUUUUUUGUGCGUGUAAUGCGCCGUACCCUUUAACCUUGGAGUUUUCGCAGAUAACGGAGAAAAAUAACAAAAAGUAAAACAGGUGUGAAUGGAUCCUAGCUGGAACAGAAUAGGCAGAUGUACACGAUUUUGCACAAGCUUUGCAACUAGCGUAUACGGUUGAAAGAAACUGAGGCAAUGGUGCGGUCUAAAUCCCGCACACACUCAUCCAGAUCGAGGUCUAGAUCUCUGUCCAGGUCUAGGUCCAGGACCAGGUCCAGGUCUAGAUCCAGGACGCGAUCGCGGAAGAAGAGGUACAGUUCCCGGUCCCGCUCCAGGUCGUAUUCCCGCUCGCGGAGUCGAGACCGGAACUACCCGCGGGAGUACCGCCGCGACUUCCGCGGGAACCGGGGCAUGAGGCGGCCCUACGGCUUCCGCGGCAGGGGGCGGGGCCUGUACCCGGGGGGCGGGCGCUUCCAUCACCGCGGGGGGUUCCGACCCAACUGGCACAACCGCCGCUACUCCCGCAGCCCCAGGAGGGGGCGCUCUCGCUCCCGCACGCCCAAGCGCAGGUCCGCCUCCCAGCGGUCCCGCAGCCAGUCCCGCCACUCGGGACGCUCGUCCGGUUCCCGCCGCUCUUCCCGCUCCUCCUCCUCGUCCCGCAGUAGCCCCUCCCCCAACGCCUCCAGGAGGCGGGUCCCGCGGGACAAGGCGGGAAAGAAGGGUGAGGAGGGCGGAGAGGGGGCGGGGCCAGGGGAGGGGAACGGCGACCGGCCGGCGGGCGCACCCGCGGGCGUGUUCCUGGCCAAGUCCGAGCUGAAAAGGCCCGCUCUAGUGCCCGACAGCUGGUUGGGCGUUUCGGCCUACGAUGACGGUAGCCCCUCCCUUUCCUCCGCCCCUCCUGGCCAGAGCUCCUCCCACCCUGUCGUUCCGCCGGCCUCCUCUGUCCACCCGCGCUCCGAGGGGCACAGCCCUGACUCCGCCCUCGGCCAGUAUAGCCCCGCCCACAGCCCUCGUGGGCGGAGCCCCGGAGAGGUUUUCUCCGCCUCCACGGGCAGCAGGGGCGUCUUCCUGAAGAGUGACAAGCAGGAUCUCCAGAAAGGUGGCAAGUUUUUCAAAAGGUACGCUGAGGAGGAGGAGGAGGGCGACAGCAGGACGUCCCGUCGGGAGAGGGGGGCGAGCUCGUGGGACAGCAGCAAGCCGCAGACGGACAGCGUGCCGGUGAAGGGGGGAUGGGGGGCGGCGGAGCCGGGACCCGGGCCCAAAAAGAAAGGCGAGAAGGUGCCCUUCAUUGGGGACUCUCCCGACGUGCCAGCGGAGGAGGAGGAGGGCGAGGAAGAGGAGGACGAGGAGGAAGAUGAAUCGCAGGCCUAUAGACAGCCGUAUAAGUUCAGGCUGUCCAGCCAGUCUGAGUCUGUGAAGCCUUACCUGGGGGAGCCCCACUGGGGCCUCGAUGACCCGGAGGACAGGGGGAAGUACGCAGGCAAGGCUUUGAAAGCGGGCAGGGAGGGGGGCGGGGCUUGCCUGUUUAAAGACCCGGGCUACGUGCUGAAGAGGCCGAGCAAGGACGGCCACUCAGAGGAGGGUAAGGGGGCAGAGAGGCGCGAGGAUAGGCCGACGGGGAAAAGGGACACGCCCACCUCGUGGCACGUGAAAGCCGGCAGCCUGAAGGAGCUUAUUACCCAGGGUCCUUUGCUGCAGAAGGUUGUGGACGUGCGGGACAAGGCUCCCCUCCGAAAUGAGAGCCCGUCCGGAGCCCGGCCAGGGUCUGGCGAGGGUCCUCGUCCUGAGGUAAAAGUGAAAAUGGCAGCCAAGGCUUUCGAAAGCGUCAGUGUGUGGCAUUGGCGUCCGGCGGCAGUGCGUGCCUUCCCAGCUCCGUUGGCACCGAUCUCAGGGAGGCCAGGGAGGCACAGUCCGGCGCACAAAAGCUCCCAGCCCCCAGAGUCCUUUAUCCUCCACAUUGUGUCCCUGGUCCACCACGUCCAAGAACAUUACUUCAAGGCAACAGGAGUGACCCUCCAUGAGCGCUUCACUGUCUAUCAGAAAGCUGCCGUGGAGCAGGAGGCCAGGCACAAAAGCCCUGAGAUCCACAGGAGGAUUGACAUCUCCCCUAGUGCUUUUAAGAAGGUGAGACUCUUUAAAGAAGACUUAAAGGGUGAGGGUAAAACGCGGAGCGAGCCGGUCGAUUUGCGGCAGAGUAUCGACCGGAGACGGAAGGAGAGGAGUCGCGAGGGCGAGGGUCGGCGGGACUCCCGCGAAACCAGCCCGUCCGCGAAGCCGGAGAAACCGGGAAAAGAACUCAAGGACUACAAAGAUUACAAAUCUCUGAAAGAGGAGAGCAAACGCAAAAGCAAGGAGAGGGAGCGCUCCAGGUCAUCCUCUGGCUCCUCGCUGUCCCGGGACGACAAGGACAGGAGGAGGGGGGCGAAGGAGGAAGAGGAGGGUAAGCCCCACCACGAGCCGAAGGACUAUCCUGGCUAUCAGGGCGCUGGGACCCGUGCCAGGGGAACUUUUCAGUUCCGUAUCAGAGGGGGCCGGGGGCGGGCCAGGGGUGUGUUCGGGGGUCCCGUCCCCGGACCCAGCGCACCCAACACCCCUUUUCCGCAGAGGCCCAAGGAGGAGGAGUGGGACCCGGAAUACACGCCCCGAAGCCGGAAGUAUUUCCUGCACGAUGACAGGGACGACGGCACGGACUAUUGGGCCAAGAGAGGGAGGGGGCGUGGCCUGUUCCAGCGCGGGAGGGGGCGGCUCCCCUUCAAGAAGUCCAACAGCAGUCCCAAGUGGACCCACGACAAGUACCAAGGGGAGGGGACUGUGGAAGAGGACGAGGAGGACAACAACGAAGAGGGCGAGGAGAGGGAGGAGAAGCACAAGGAGGAGAAGGUUGAGUGAGAGUGAGGAGGAGGAGGAGGUAGUGAGAGAGGAGGAGGAGAAGGUGGAGUGAGAGAGAGAAAGAGAAGAGGAGAAGGUAGAGUCAGGGAGGAGAAGGUAGAGUAAGAGAGUUGAUUCUUAAUCUCAUCGCUCAAAGCGAUGCCUCCAUUCCAUCUCCGAACGUCCACAAAACCAAGGACUAUGGAGUUACUGAGCUAUGGCGCCUGCAGGCUAGAUGGGGCGUGAUCUCCAACCGAGGAAACAUUUUAAGCAUAAACAACUAUUUAGAAGCGAAACUUUAAGCCUAGUAUCAAUGCAGUGUUGCUGUAGAUCACCGUUUCCUUAAACUUUGUUCACAUUAUGAAGAAGUCCUGAUGAAAUCUGUUUCUGGGCACCUACUGUGUACUUCACGUUCAGGUACGUCACCAUCACGCUUUCUGAACGUUGCUCUCCCCCUUCGAAUGUGCACCGUACUCUUGUCGAUUUAGCUUUAAUAUACAAGUACAGAGCUGCUACUUGAACUGAACAUUUUAUCCGAGCCAGAAGGGGUUGGCUUUGCAGUGUGAAGAACAAAUCCAGAGAGUGUUACUGUGGCUCAGAUAAGACUUAGAAGGUGGUCGUCUGGCACCUGUUAGAGAUGUCACUUUGUGUUGAGUAUUGGACCAAGUUCAAGCAAGUUCGUUUGACUGUUUAAUUGUUAUUUGUGUCUGGCAGAACAUGGCGUGUAGCAUAAUUAUCUGCAGGCUUUGGAAGAAGUGUGCAUAUUACUGUUGAUGUAGUAGCUUUAAUUUGAUUAAAAGGUUUUGUUCUGAACAGUC